GCCAAGGCGUCUUAGCUAUUACUUUUAAAUACAAGUACUGUGUUUCAUGAGAACGGAAGCUGUAUCUUCUUGGGUUUCAAUGAGUUGCCCGUACCUAGCACAUAACAGUAUCUAAUAAAUAAAUGCAUAGACAAAACUUGGCUUACAUUUGGAAAUGGAACCAUCUGGGUCUUUUUAUGUCAACCCAAAUUGAAUAUCUACUGUGUUGAGAGCCACAGAGGCACCUAGAGCGAGUCCUCCUGUCCAGAGGAUUUGACAUUAAGAUGUAUUCAGCAGAAAAGACGCUAGACAUAAACUUGCUGACUGAAUGCAUGCAUGAAUAAAUGAAUGGCUGUGAAGACCGAAUAAACAUGCCCUGAGUCCGGUACCCCAUGCAGGUAUUUGCACACACUGCUUCCUCCGAAUAGGGCACCAGGUUGCACCGAGGUCUGCGGGCCUCAGCUCCACACCACACCAGAAUUCCCGCCCCAGCCCUGCGACGCGGCGCGUGACGUCAUAUCCGCGACUAACUCGCUCAUCCGGGAGGCGGAGCAGGCGGAAGCCAAAAAUACACAUCCCUGGAGUUUCUAGGGCCAUGCUCAGGCCUCUAUAGGGGAAGCUCCAGGCCUUGGCGGAUUCUUGCCGUGAACAGGAUUCAGGGAGGCGUCAGCAUAGUCCGGCGGAGAGCUGGUAGGCGGAAGACCAGAGCGAAGCGACAGUUUUCCUUGAGCGGGCUCAGUCGGCCGCGCUGGGGUCGCUGGACGCGCAAUCCAGGCCGCAAGCGCAAGGCGGGUCCUGCUUGCGGCGCCGAGUGAGUCGGAGUACCUCCCCGCCCCGGCCGAGGUCGAAGCAAGCGAAGGUUAGGCCCAGCCGCGAAGCUGCUUGGGCCUCUGUACGACGCGGUCGCGGAAGCGGAGGGUAGAGGUUGCGAGGGCUGAGUGGGACCACGAGUGCAGAGCGCAUGCGUCAUGCGUCAGGUCCAACUUCUUUGGGACUCUCUGAACUUCCUGGAAGUCUAUUUGCUUUGCCAGAUUGGGGAAGUUCUCCUUCAUUAUUUUUUCAAGUGUAAUCAGCAUCAGAAAAGAUGCCAGCCCCAGCUGCCACAUACGAAAGAGUAGUUUACAAAAAUCCCUCUGAGCACCACUACAUGAAAGUCUGCCUAGAAUUUCAAGAUCAUGCAAUUGGAUUAAAUGCUGCACAGUUCAAGCAGCUCCUUCUUUCAGCCCUGAAGGACCUGUUUGGGGAGGUUGAUGCUGCCUUACCCUUGGAUAUCAUAACUUACGAGGAGAAGACCUUGUCAGCCAUCCUGAGAAUAUGUAGCAGUGGUCUUGUCAAAUUGUGGAGCUCUUUGACCCUUUUAGGAUCUUAUAAAGGCAAGAAAUGUGCUUUCAAAGUGAUUCAGGUUUCUCCCUUUCUCCUUGCAUUAUCUGGUAAUAGUAGGGAACUAGUAUUGGAUUGAAUAGUCCUCAAUUUCAGAAACAUUCCUCUACUCUCAAAAGUACUUUUUGGUGCCAGCAUAAUGUUUGAACACUGAAGCAG
Phyllostomus hastatus (greater spear-nosed bat) is the source of this 1518-nucleotide messenger RNA. RefSeq names its product ribonuclease P/MRP subunit p14 (gene RPP14). The transcript is spliced from 7 exons. The record is from RefSeq and is a predicted model, not a curated record. Gene Ontology annotation, biological process: tRNA 5'-leader removal. NCBI's taxonomy places the organism in Eukaryota, Metazoa, Chordata, Mammalia, Chiroptera, Phyllostomidae. Gene Ontology annotation, cellular component: ribonuclease P complex. Bases 1064 to 1438 code for a protein of 124 amino acids.